Messenger RNA from Prionailurus viverrinus (fishing cat), 2381 nucleotides. It is a transcript of the gene MINDY3, whose product is annotated as MINDY lysine 48 deubiquitinase 3. NCBI's taxonomy places the organism in Eukaryota, Metazoa, Chordata, Mammalia, Carnivora, Felidae. The transcript has 15 exons. Bases 229 to 1569 code for a protein of 446 amino acids. Gene Ontology annotation, biological process: protein K48-linked deubiquitination. The record is from RefSeq and is a predicted model, not a curated record. Gene Ontology annotation, molecular function: K48-linked deubiquitinase activity; cysteine-type deubiquitinase activity; calcium ion binding.
UGGCCCGGCACUUCCGGCACGGGAAACUCCUUGCUGCCGCUCCGGCUGGCUUGACAGGCGCGGUCUCGGCUAGUAGCUCUCUCUCCUUUCGCCUUCCGCCCUCCGCCCGUCCACCCUCCCAGCUCUUUUGCCGCUGCCGUCCCACAACUCCUGUCCCUGAAGGCGCCCCUUCCCCAUGUUCCGGGGCGGGAGUCCUGAAAGCGAAGACCCGCUCGCCGGUACUCCAUCAUGUCCGAACUGACUAAAGAGCUGAUGGAGCUGGUGUGGGGCACCAAGAGCAGCCCCGGUCUCUCUGACACCAUCUUCUGCCGCUGGACACAAGGGUUUGUGUUUAGUGAAUCAGAGGGAUCUGCAUUAGAACAGUUUGAAGGUGGCCCCUGUGCUGUUAUUGCACCUGUUCAGGCCUUUCUUUUGAAGAAGCUCCUGUUUUCUUCUGAGAAGUCUUCUUGGAGGGAUUGCCCAGAGGAAGAGCGGAAGGAACUCCUUUGUCAUACCUUAUGUGAUAUUUUAGAAAGUGCCUGUUGUGACAACUCUGGAGCAUUCUGCCUGGUUUCCUGGUUAAGAGGAAAGACAACUGAGGAGCAGACUGCGGGCAUUUCUGGGAGUCCUGCAGAAUCUAGUUGCCAAGUGGAGCAUUCUGCUGCCUUGGCUGUCGAAGAGCUUGGCUUUGAGCGAUUUCAUGCAUUAAUUCAAAAAAGAUCAUUCAGAAGUUUACCUGAAUUAAAGGAUGCUGUCCUGGACCAGUAUUCAAUGUGGGGAAACAAAUUUGGAGUAUUGCUUUUUUUGUAUUCUGUAUUACUGACAAAGGGCAUUGAAAACAUAAAAAAUGAAAUUGAAGAUUCAAAUGAACCUUUGAUAGAUCCUGUAUAUGGACAUGGCAGCCAAAGUUUAAUUAACCUCCUACUGACUGGACAUGCUGUUUCUAAUGUAUGGGAUGGUGAUAGAGAAUGCUCAGGAAUGAAACUUCUUGGUAUACAUGAACAAGCAGCAGUAGGAUUCUUAACAUUAAUGGAAGCUUUAAGAUACUGUAAGGUUGGUUCUUACUUGAAAUCUCCAAAAUUCCCUAUUUGGAUUGUUGGCAGUGAAACUCACCUCACCGUAUUUUUUGCCAAGGACAUGGCUUUAGUUGCUCCUGAGGCACCUUCAGAACAAGCCAGGAGAGUUUUUCAAACCUAUGAUCCAGAAGAUAAUGGAUUCAUACCUGAAUCACUUCUAGAAGAUGUGAUGAAAGCAUUGGACCUCGUUUCAGAUCCUGAAUAUAUAAAUCUCAUGAAGAAUAAAUUAGAUCCAGAAGGAUUAGGAAUCAUAUUAUUGGGUCCAUUCCUCCAAGAAUUUUUUCCUGAUCAGGGUUCCAGUGGUCCAGAGUCGUUUACUGUCUAUCACUACAAUGGAUUGAAGCAGUCAAAUUAUAAUGAAAAGGUCAUGUAUGUUGAAGGGACUGCAGUGGUUAUGGGUUUUGAAGAUCCCAUGCUACAGACAGAUGACACUCCUAUUAAACGCUGUCUCCAAACCAAAUGGCCAUACAUUGAGUUACUGUGGACCACAGAUCGCUCUCCUUCACUGAACUAACUUGCCUACGGAUGUAGAAGAAAGUUCGUAAUAGCAGAUGUUGAAAGAGGGAUGCAAGGCAGGCGGUUGGCUACAUUAAGCUAUACACUGGUAUCAUCAACUGUAAAUAACAAUUAAAAACACAUUUUCAGUGUUUAAGAUAGUUUAAAUUAUUUGUUUUAAAGCUUUAUGUUAAAGGUUACCCUAUUUUAACUCUUUAUGUGAAAUUUACUAGCAAAAUUAAGCUUUAAUCAAAGUUCAUCACUUUUACAGUCGGAUAAUUGGUCAUUUAUCAAAUUAAAAACAUCCUAAUACUAUAUAGUAUUUGUAUAUUGGGCAGAGUUACUCUUUAUAAACUUCUACUUUGGGUUUUUAUUUCAUUCAGACACAGUUUAUUAUUUCAGUGAUCCUGGCUUGCACUCUUUCAGCCUCCACAUGGAAAGGCAGAAGAGUUCAAUCUUAUUUCUUUUCUAAAAUCUGGUUUCCAUUAAAAUACUGAUAAAUAACAAAUUAUCAACCUGGAUUCUUUGCCAAUUGGCUUAGCUCUGGCAUGUUUAUAAAAAGUAGAAACUGUAAGGAAACAUUACCAUUUAUUCACUGAUAUAUAGAGAACAUAUUUCAAAAAAAUGAUAGGUAAGAAAAUCUGUUUGAUAGUCUUAACACUGUUAACUGUAUUGCCAAAUACACUUUUCCAAAUUUGUCCCAGCAGCCUGUAAGCCAGCUUUCUUGUAUAUUUAUGUGAUAAAUGCAUGAGAACAUCUGUUAUUACAUUAGUAUAUUGCAUUAUUUAUUAUCCUGGUGGAUGGUCUAAAUAAACACUUUUUUUAACUGUA